AUGGUCCAUAGAGUUCUGACCUGGCUUUUGUUUCUCCUCAGUUUGCUAUUCACCAUUGACUUGGUGCUGAGCUUCACAAAGAACAUUUACACCUCAGACGACAGUUUUUUAAGGAUUAGCAGAAGUAUAAACCAUCCAGAUGAGGGCGGUAACAGCAGUCUUACUUCUUUGAGUCGCUCCAAGCGCGUGGCCAUCUACAAUGGACAGGGCGUUGUCAAGUUCGUACCUAGCCUGGCGUAUCCUGUGAAGCAGACGGACAAGAAGCAGUCCUUUUGGUGGUUCUUCAACGUGCAAGGCCAGUGGAUACCCACCACCAUUCCCCUGUACUGGUGGAGCUUUUGGAACACCACCGCUUUCGUGUCCACUGCUCGCGAGUGGCGCAAGGACAUGCAGGCAAAGGUCCUGCACGACGAGGCGCGCACAUGGGUCUACAAUGCCAUUGAAGUGGGCAUGGAGCAACUAGAUGGUGCUUACGGCGGAGUUUGCCUGCUCAGAAGCAUAUGCGAAAUCUCGCAGAAACCCUUUCAGAACAGCAACAUCUUCAGUGAGAUCGUAAACGCAGUGCUGGUACCCACCCUGGACAAUGUGGCGAGUAAGUAUUUACACGCCCGGAACGCGGGACGUGGAGGUGCCGACUGCGAGCGAACCUAUAGCGAUUGCAAUCCGCUCCUCUGGAGCCUCGUGACAAAUAUGGCCAAGAAUCCGUUUCAGUGA
Molecule: messenger RNA, 714 nt
Organism: Drosophila simulans
Lineage: Eukaryota; Metazoa; Arthropoda; Insecta; Diptera; Drosophilidae
Exons: 4
Coding region: 1-714 (237 amino acids)
Source: RefSeq, a predicted model, not a curated record